CCUCCUCUCGGCAGCCCCGUCGGUCCAGAGCCUCUGUGUGGAGGCAUGGAGCAGCCCAGACCCUGCCCAGCCUCCGUGGAUGUGUUCCACACCAAUGACUCCUUCCACCAUGCCAGGAACUGCAGUGGCGGCGGCGGUGCAGAAGAAAGCGCCGCCUACCAAGAUGGCACCCCGCUCUCCUGGAAGGUGGUGCUGACCAUCAUCUUGGCCCUCAUCACCUUGGCCACCAUGCUGUCCAACGCUUUUGUCAUCGCCACUGUCUACCAGAGCCGCAAGCUUCACACGCCCGCCAACUAUCUCAUCGCUUCCUUGGCUGUCACCGACCUCCUGGUGUCCAUCCUUGUCAUGCCCAUCAGCACCAUGUACACUGUGACUGGGAAAUGGACCCUGGGCCAGAUCGUCUGCGACAUCUGGCUCUCUUCGGAUAUCACUUGUUGCACUGCUUCCAUUCUCCAUCUGUGUGUGAUCGCCCUGGACAGGUACUGGGCCAUUACCGAUGCGGUGGAGUACUCUACUAAAAGGACUCCCAAGAGGGCGGCUGUCAUGAUUGCCCUGGUGUGGGUCUUCUCCAUCUCCAUCUCGAUGCCCCCUUUGUUCUGGCGCCAGUCGAAAGCGGAAGAAGAGGUGGCCGAUUGCGUGGUGAACACAGAUCACAUCUUGUACACCGUCUACUCCACGGUGGGGGCCUUCUACUUCCCCACCUUGCUUCUGAUCAUCCUCUAUGGAAGGAUCUACGUGGAAGCCAGGUCUCGGAUUUUGAAACAGACACCAAAGAACACAGGCAAAAGGUUAACCCGAGCCCACCUAAUAACAGAUUCCCCGGGCUCAACGUCAUCAGUCACGUCCAUAAACUGCAAGGCUUCGGAGGCUUCUAGUGAAACGGGGUCUCCUGUGUACAUGAACCAAGUCAAAGUGAAGGUGUCUGAUGCACUGCUGGAAAAAAAGAAGCUGACUGCCGCCAGAGAGCGGAAAGCUACCAAGACUUUAGGGGUUAUUCUAGGAGCCUUCAUUGUGUGCUGGCUGCCCUUCUUCAUCAUCACCUUGGUGUUGCCUAUUUGUAAAGAUGCUUGCUGGUUUCACAUGGCCAUCUUUGACUUCUUCACAUGGUUGGGAUAUCUUAACUCCUUAAUCAACCCCAUCAUCUACACCAUGUCCAAUGAAGACUUCAAACAGGCAUUUCAUAAAUUGGUACGGUUUCGGUGCACAAGCUGAGUAUUGAAUGCAGUUAAGUUUAAUUCUCCAGGGCAGGAGGGCUUGAAUGCAUUUUGUAUGUCUGGUUCUGCAGGUAGGUAGAUCAUUAUUACCAUGUUACUUCGUCUCUGGAAAAAUGGUACUUUGGAUGUCAGAGUUUGGUGCAGAGGAGAACCAUGCAAGCCUAGUGUAGCUUCCCUUUCAGAGUGAAAGUAGCUUCUCUCUGAGCCUUGGUUUAAAAAUGCUGCUGCAUCUUAUUAUACUCCCAUUAACAAUUGCUGAAGGAAAGUAGUUUUGGCCUUAAAAAAAUGAUUGUUUCUCCUGGAUUAUGCCUUGUAGACCCACUGUGGUAGAAAUUGGAUUGCUUUGGGACAACUUCUUUGGAGAAGCCUCCAUCCAGCGUGACUGCACUUGAACUAAAAGUUUGUCAUCCAGUCUCCUCUGCUAGGAGACCUUUGCCUCUCAGCCAUCUGUGUUUGAAAGCCUUUCGCCAAUGUUUCACUCCUCUUUUUCCCUGCUAGCUUGCUAAUUUUAAAGACUAUGCAGAGUGGACUGCAAAUGAAUUGCGCAUGCUGUUCAAAACCUUACUUGUCCUACAGAGCCAAGACCUUGAAAGAAUAGGCAUUGACAGUCUGGCGAGAACUGUCCCUGACUUGUUGAUAGUAAAUGGGUUUGAGGAACACUGGGGAAGCAAAUCAAGUAUAGGAGGAGACAGGGGGAUCAAAUAAGAACUCAGUGUGAGAAAAGCAACUCAUUCUUGUUUGUGUCUUUUCUGUUUAACAACUUGUCAGAUUGUAACCCACAAAUCAAACAGUGAGUGUGAGUGUGUGUUUUCACAUGCAUGUCUGCCUGCACAGUUGAGUGCCAAAGCUUGCAAGCUGCUUCCAUUUUUCAUUUUAGUGCUAUAUGUUCCUGACAUUUUGCAUAUUUGAAUAAGUGACUCACACACAAAUCUCUUGAUAAUAUGUGCGUUAACACAUACAGGCCAUUUAAACCUAAAUCUGCUUUUGCUCACCAACCCAGUUUUGCUGGUGUUUUAAUCCUUACAUUGAUGCUGAUUAUGAAGCCAUCAUAGCUAAAAUGACACAUUAAAUCAACCAUCUUAGUUAUUUUCUGAAAAGGACUUUUUGCCCACCAAAUAAAUGCACGGCAACUUUCCCUUGCACUGAUUUCACAUGCAUAUUCCUCCCAUUUCAGCUCUCCAGGUUACCAGUACAUUAGGUCCAUUAAGUAGGGUACUGUCUUCCCCCUCUAAAAAGAAUAAUACUUGGAACACUCUCUAGUAAGAAAUCUUAUGUACAGUUUUCUUUUUCUUCAUCAUUUCACUCCAUUCCCUCCUCUGUGCGCCCUUUCAUAAAAAACUCUGAUAAGCAGGUAGAAAUUAAUUUAACUACAGCAACUUCUUAUUAUUAACACUGGCUGCAGUAAGACUCUACCUUCAGCUUCAGUAUUUGGAGAACUGUAAAGUUCCCCAAUUGUCUGCCUAAUAUCUGGGUGCAAAAAGGUCAGGUUUUAUAUAGUAUUCCCUGCUUUGAAUAAGCAUUGUGCUUAGAAAAUCCAGUUACAUCUUCCUGUAUUAUAUAAUACAUGCAAGAAAGUCUUCUGGUUUUCCCACUUUUAAAAAUAGUAAAACCUGUUUUAAUAAGAACGUCACCAGGUGGGAGGGUCCUGAUCCCAAACCCCUUCAGAAUAAAGCUUUUUCCUUUUCCUCCCCAGUAGGCUUUUGUUCAGAUGUCAAAUGAAGAAUGGCAGUAACUGUCUUUUGCAGAUAUAUUUGUGCAUCCAGAAAUGUUCAUUCUUAGAACUUCCAAAAUGUAAAUUGUUAGCUUUCAGUAAAGGUAAAGCAAGAGGAUAAAUAUAAAGAUGUAUGUAGCCUAAAGGAGGCUCGCUAUACAUGGAAAAUCUGUACUUUACAGACUUGUACUCUGUCUGUAAUACAGAGUAUACAGAUACACAUGCUAGUGCUAUUUCUUAUGAAAGAAAUGUUCUUAUGAAAUAUCUUAUGAAAAGACCUGUUCUGUGCAUCUCUUUUCCUGUUUAUCUGUAGAAUCAAGUUGCUAUUACAAAGACACAACAGUUCUGUUGUCUAAAGUCCUUGAUGCUCAGAAAUACCAGCACAUGUGUGUGUAAGUUACUAAGUUCAGCCUAAAUUCAGUUCAACGACUUUGGAAGAGAAGCUGUUCCAAUAUUUGCUAAUAUUGGGUGCAAAAAGAGAAGUUUAGGCUAUGAACCUUAUGGUUUUUCACAAAAAGUCUUCAGAAGUUGCUGAUUUUUUUUUUACCAUUAUGGGGAGAGUAGCCAGAAAAGCAAGGAAGUGUGUGUUCCUUAUACAGGGCGAGUCCUUUAAAAGAGGCCCCAUGGAUACAGAGUACACAUGUUCCACGGGGCCUCUUUUAAAAGACUCACCCUGUAUACAUCAUAAAAAGUAGCUGAAUGCUAUCCACUCCAGAGCCUGCUAAUCAAAUCAAACUCUAUUGCAUGAAUCACCAAUACAGCACCUGUGGGUGCCCGCAGGGGCCUUUCCUUGUGCCCUCAGGUUUCUGUUUCCUCUGCCCCACCCCAGCUGAAAUUGGACUUGAGAGAAACAUCUUUUGGAGAAGAAGUAUAGCUCAGUGGUAGAGCAUCUUGCUUUGCAUGCAAAAAGUCCUUAGGCAUCUCCAGGCAGGGCCAGAGGUAACCCCUGCCUGAAACCCUGCAUAUAGAUGGACCAGUGGCAGCUUCCUGUGUUCCUAUAGUAGCCAAUAUAAAGCUUUUCUCAAGCUCUACUGCACCAUGUGUAGCAGGGGGAUCUUUCUCCAGGUGUGACCCUAGCAUUGCCAAAAAUGUCCCCUAUGUCACAAUUAGGCUGGAAAGAAAAUUAUUAUAUUGACUAAAAGAGAAGGCUUCUCACAAGCCAAAUUAGAAUGGAAGAGGGGUUAUUUUGAGGGGUGGGUUGUAGCUGCAGAGGAAAGAAUCACCAAAUUCCCCAACAGUUGCCCCCUCAUUACAAUUAGGCUUGGAAAAUGCCUUCUAUUGGCUUCAAUAGAACACUUUCCCCAGGUAUAAAUGUCGGGUAUGGGCCAUCUUCAUGGAUAGUGCAGCUCAGGAAGGAAGUUUAACUCUCUGGGAAGAUAUCCUGCCCCCAAGCUCUAGCCUAAAAAGAAGCAAGGCAAUUUUUUCAUGCCCAAUUGCUAGUAGUGGGAAAGUGAGUGUAUGUCUCUCUGUGUGUGAUUGUCAAUGUGGUUGCAGUGUGUGCAUGGUUGUGGAGCAUACCAAGUUGCAGUGCAUUCAUGGUGGCAGCAACACUUCCUCUUUUUUCAAAUAUGCUCAUGGGUUCGAAAAAAAAUGGUGACUCUUCCUCUGAUGGGAGGACCAGCCUGGUGUGGAACUUGGAUAUAGAGAGAAAACUCUCUUUUCCAUUUAUCUCUUGAUCUACAUGUGUCUUCUCACAAAGUUCAGAUAUUUGGGUCUUGUUUCUUUUUUUUUAAUCAUGUUUGGAGUUAUUUUCCCACUAGUCCCCCCUUUUCUUAAUUUGAAACAGUUGCUAUUCUCAUUCUGAAGGACCAGAAAUGCACUUAAAUGAACCAUACGCUUAGUGGUAUAAGUUCUUCAAGUUUGUAGUUUGUGAAAAGAAGAGGGGCGUUCAAGAAUAUGUAGCAAAUGCAGAUAUAAUAGCAGAGAGAUUUAGAAUUUAGCCAACGUACUUCACACACGUGACUGGAACUGAAGCAGGGAAUUCAAUGGACUUUUCUAUCCAUUAAUGACUGGUAUUGUUUGCACUACUGUUUCCUCCAUAAGUGAAGCACCUUGUGUUCCUGCCUCUGGCAACACAGGAGGAGAAACGUGAAAGUGCCGUCUUCUCCCCUCCCCCAGUCCUCUUAACCAAUUGGGAAUAAACGUAGCCAUUCGAUGCUGUGACUAUAUAGUUUUUUCAUAUCUGUAUCAUUACCUCAUCAAACACUGAGAACUCUAGAACCAUCUGAGAAGCUGACUGCUUGGUCUUCUGAUCCUAUACAACGCUGAAGGAGGUCCCACCCCCCACCACCCCACCUGCAAAAUAAAUGCUUAAUACGAAAUCUGAAUAAACUGAUGUUACUGAAAUUUGAUCCUACUUCAUUAUAUAUUUUUACUCAUUAUUUUUAUAAUAAUAGAUAAGUAAUCUUUACAUAAGCCCAGCAGGCAAAAUAAAAUAAAAUAAAAUAAACAGACUAUGUUCCAUUUGCUUUGAUAGGAUUGCAUUGUGAGUGUUCAUCCUAAAUGUAACCGAAAUUCAAACAAUAAAAAAAGCUUUACUGUGUU
Messenger RNA from Podarcis muralis (Common wall lizard), 5469 nucleotides. It is a transcript of the gene HTR1B, whose product is annotated as 5-hydroxytryptamine receptor 1B. Gene Ontology annotation, biological process: adenylate cyclase-activating adrenergic receptor signaling pathway; vasoconstriction; chemical synaptic transmission. Gene Ontology annotation, cellular component: plasma membrane. The record is from RefSeq and is a predicted model, not a curated record. Lineage: Eukaryota; Metazoa; Chordata; Lepidosauria; Squamata; Lacertidae. Gene Ontology annotation, molecular function: G protein-coupled serotonin receptor activity.